UCAGCAGGUGCGCUCGUACAACUGCACGACUUUAUGAAAAGGACACUUUCGGGCUUCUGUCGCCUAAAAAAGUAUCUUUGUUGUAUUUUAUAUCACACGUCUAUUUACACGAGGAUUUUCAACUAGACCGGAUUGAUGUUUACUGAAAUGGUGUCCAAGUUGACAUCUCUUCAGCAGGAACUCCUGAGCGCUUUACUGGACUCGGGGGUCACGAAGGAUGUGCUCGUUCAGGCACUGGAGGAUUUAUGUCCGUGUCCCGCUGAAUUCGGAAUAAAAAUCGAGAAACCCUUAUCCCCGUCCAGUGUCAACGGCGGCAGUGACUCAAAUGAUUCAAAGCCGGUGUUUGUGACUCUGGGUAGCGCGCAGGGUAAAGGUAGUAAACUGUCCGGUGAUGAAGGCUCAGAGGACGGGGAUGAAUACGACACACCACCGAUCCUGCGCGAGCUCCAGUCUCUUAACACUGAGGAGGCGGCGGAGCAGCGCGCGGAGGUCGACCGCAUGUUAGCAGAGGACCCGUGGCGCGUGGCGCGCACUGUUAAGGGUUACAUGCAGCAGCACAAUAUCCCUCAGCGCGAGGUGGUGGAUGUCACCGGUUUGAAUCAAUCGCACCUGUCACAGCAUCUCAAUAAAGGGACACCGAUGAAGACGACCAAACGAGCCGCGCUUUACACGUGGUACGUCCAAAAACAGCGUGAAAUCGACCGACAGUUCGACCGUGUUCAGGGCUCUGACCCCAAUGACUCAGGCAGUCAGGAUCAGGUCCUGUUUUUUUUCCCAGAAUUCAAUCAUGCCGGACACAAUCCGGGGACAGUGGGAGGUUCCGGAGUGCCGCUCGGAGACGAGGGCGAGCCGGGUUCCAAGAGAAUGAGGCGAAACCGUUUCAAAUGGGGUCCGGCGUCCCAGGAGAUCCUUUACCAGGCUUAUGAUCGGCAGAAGAACCCCAGUAAAGAAGAGAGGGAGGCGCUGGUGGAGGAAUGCAACAGGGCCGAAUGUAUGCAAAGGGGCGUGUCACCUUCCAAAGCUCAUGGAUUAGGAUCUAAUCUGGUCACAGAAGUUCGCGUAUACAACUGGUUCGCUAACCGGCGUAAGGAGGAAGCGUUCAGACAGAAGCUGGCGAUGGACACGUACACCCCACACAGCAUGAAUCCACUGCUGUCUCAUGCAUCACCACACACGCAACAUCAUCACAGUAACUCAGAUUCAAAACUUCGGUACAGUCAUCAGGGAACCGGUGAGGUCACUUCCUCCACAGCCAUCAGUCAUCAUGGAAACAGCCAAUCGGUAUUGCAACAGGUGUCUCCGGGUGGUCUGGAUCCCUGCCACAGUUUGUUAUCCGCAGAUGCCAAAAUGAUCUCAGUCUCGGGUGGAGUUUUGCCUCCUGUAAGCACUCUGACCAACAUUCAUAGUCUUUCUCAAUCAUCUCAUCAUCAUCAUCACCAGCAAGCACAGAGUCUCAUAAUGAGCUUGGCUGCUCAAAGUCUCACAUCUCCUCAGUCUCAGGGUGUGCCCGUCAUCAACAGCGUCUCUGGACUCACAACCCUGCAGCCGAUGCAGUUUCCACCGAGCUCCAGCCUCACCCAGCUGACCACAGCACACAUCUCUCAACAGCCCUUUGCACAAGCGCACAUGUACUCUCCCAAACAAGAAGCCCAGUUUUCUCAUACUUCUCGGUACACAACUAUGGACAGCAGCACCAUCACACACUUGGGCUCCAGCAAACAGUGUCCUUUGCAGGCCUGGUGAAUGAACACGCUGGAGUGAGAACUUCCCCGGCAGCUUAGCAACAGCAGGACCUGACAUCUGCAUUUCUCAGUUACUCUGGUAACUUCUCAGUAUGGAGACCCAAUAGUUAAAGCACUGCCUCUGGAUUAUAUGACAGCGAAGAACUGUUGAUUUAUAUAUAUUACACUUGUAUAGCGGAUAAUGGAACAAAGCCAAGCCGAUGAAACACUGAGCCGAAGGUUUCGCACCGAUCAGUAUCGGGUAAAGAAAUCUUCCAUGAUGUUGUAUAUACACUUUAAUGAGGAAAUAUGUUUUGUUAUUAAAUAAUAAUAAAAGGUCAACUUUUCAGACAAAACGUUUUAUAAAAAAUAAUAGUCAAUCACGGAUGAGAUUUUAUUACCACAAAUAAGUCUGAGAUUUGAAAUGUAUGCCAUAUUCUAAAGACAAUCAUCAUGUAAAAUCACUUUCUUAUGUCAGAAGAUGGUCUCUCCAUUUCAUUGCAUAGACUUGCACAUAAAAGUCCCAAAAGAUGCUACAAAUGUAAAAUGUAAUUGCUUCUCAGGGAUUGAUUUCACAAUACUCCAUUGUAGCUAAUGUUUUGAAGAUGUGUAUAACUGCCUAAAGGCUGUGCUAUUUUUAUAUAUGUUUUGGAAUCACUGCAAUCAUAUUUAUAUUUUGUGUAAAUUGAAAAAUAAAUAAUACUUUUUGAAGAAUA
Messenger RNA from Misgurnus anguillicaudatus (oriental weatherfish), 2437 nucleotides. It is a transcript of the gene hnf1bb, whose product is annotated as HNF1 homeobox Bb. Gene Ontology annotation, cellular component: nucleus. Gene Ontology annotation, biological process: insulin secretion; regulation of transcription by RNA polymerase II; pancreas development. Gene Ontology annotation, molecular function: DNA-binding transcription factor activity, RNA polymerase II-specific; RNA polymerase II cis-regulatory region sequence-specific DNA binding. NCBI's taxonomy places the organism in Eukaryota, Metazoa, Chordata, Actinopteri, Cypriniformes, Cobitidae. The record is from RefSeq and is a predicted model, not a curated record.